AUGUAUAACUGUGUAACUAUUCAAUUAGUAUUCGUAGAUAAAAGUUGGCUUGAUUGCCAGUUUCAUGCUGAUGGCAAAUCAAUAAAGAAGCUUGAUGAAAUUGAAAAUGAAAUGGAUGAACCAAAUGAUAUAAUCGAUAAAAAUAUUUUGGAUCGUAUUCAAGGUUCAAUGGAAGGAAUGGCUUUGGGUGAUGCUCUUGGUGCUCCCGUAAAAUGGCAAUCGCGUGAAUAUUUAGCUCAUCAUCCAGUAACUGAUCUCCAAUCAGGAGGAACUUCGAGCCUUAUGAAAGGACAGGUAUAA
This is a messenger RNA of Rotaria sp. Silwood2, 300 nucleotides long. The record is from the annotation of a GenBank genome assembly. Lineage: Eukaryota; Metazoa; Rotifera; Eurotatoria; Philodinida; Philodinidae.